AUGCCGCUGGUGAAGAGGAGCAUCGAGCCUCGUCAUCUGUGUCGAGGAGCGGUCCCUGAUGGAGUCACCUCUGAACUGGAGUGUGUCACCAACUCCACCCUGGCCGCCAUCAUCAAGCAGCUGGGCAGCCUCAGUCGCCAUGCGGAGGACAUCUUUGGGGAGUUGUUCAACGAGGCCAACAGCUUCUACCUUCGCAUGAGCGGGCUGCAGGAGAGAGUGGACCAACUGGCUGUCAAGGUCACACAACUGGACUCUACUGUGGAAGAAGUCUCUCUACAGGACAUCAACAUGAGGAAGGCCUUUAAGAGCAGUACCAUCCAGGACCAGCAGGUGGUGUCCCGCACCUCUGUGCCCAACCCUGUGGUGGAGAUGUACCACCGCUGUGACAAGCCUCCUCCACUCAACAUCCUCACGCCCUACAGGUCAGAGCCACACCCCACAGGUCAGAGCCACGCCCCACAGGUCAGAGCCACGCCCUACAGGUCAGAGCCACGCCCUACAGGUCAGAGCCACGCCCUACAGGUCAGAGCCACGCCCUACAGGUCAGAGCCACACCCCACAGGUCAGAGCCACGCCCUACAGGUCAGAGCCACACCCCACAGGUCAGAGCCACGCCCUACAGGUCAGAGCCACGCCCUACAGGUCAGAGCCACACCCCACAGGUCAGAGCCACGCCCCACAGGUCAGAGCCACGCCCUACAGGUCAGAGCCACGCCCUACAGGUCAGAGCCACGCCCUACAGGUCAGAGCCACGCCCUACAGGUCAGAGCCACACCCCACAGGUCAGAGCCACGCCCUACAGGUCAGAGCCACACCCCACAGGUCAGAGCCACGCCCUACAGGUCAGAGCCACGCCCUACAGGUCAGAGCCACGCCCUACAGGUCAGAGCCACGCCCUACAGGUCAGAGCCACACCCCACAGGUCAGAGCCACGCCCUACAGGUCAGAGCCACGCCCUACAGGUCAGAGCCACACCCCACAGGUCAGAGCCACGCCCUACAGGUCAGAGCCACGCCCUACAGGUCAGAGCCACGCCCUACAGGUCAGAGCCACGCCCUACAGGUCAGAGCCACACCCCACAGGUCAGAGCCACGCCCUACAGGUCAGAGCCACGCCCUACAGGUCAGAGCCACACCCCACAGGUCAGAGCCACGCCCUACAGGUCAGAGCCACGCCCUACAGGUCAGAGCCACGCCCUACAGGUCAGAGCCACGCCCUACAGGUCAGAGCCACGCCCUACAGGUCAGAGCCACGCCCUACAGGUCAGAGCCACACCCCACAGGUCAGAGCCACGCCCUACAGGUCAGAGCCACGCCCUACAGGUCAGAGCCACACCCCACAGGUCAGAGCCACGCCCUACAGGUCAGAGCCACGCCCUACAGGUCAGAGCCACGCCCUACAGGUCAGAGCCACACCCCACAGGUCAGAGCCACGCCCUACAGGUCAGAGCCACACCCCACAGGUCAGAGCCACGCCCUACAGGUCAGAGCCACGCCCUACAGGUCAGAGCCACGCCCUACAGGUCAGAGCCACGCCCUACAGGUCAGAGCCACACCCCACAGGUCAGAGCCACGCCCUACAGGUCAGAGCCACGCCCUACAGGUCAGAGCCACGCCCCACAGGUCAGAGCCACGCCCUACAGGUCAGAGCCACACCCCACAGGUCAGAGCCACGCCCUACAGGUCAGAGCCACACCCCACAGGUCAGAGCCACGCCCUACAGGUCAGAGCCACGCCCUACAGGUCAGAGCCACACCCCACAGGUCAGAGCCACGCCCUACAGGUCAGAGCCACGCCCUACAGGUCAGAGCCACGCCCUACAGGUCAGAGCCACGCCCUACAGGUCAGAGCCACGCCCUACAGGUCAGAGCCACGCCCUACAGGUCAGAGCCACACCCCACAGGUCAGAGCCACGCCCUACAGGUCAGAGCCACGCCCUACAGGUCAGAGCCACACCCCACAGGUCAGAGCCACGCCCUACAGGUCAGAGCCACGCCCUACAGGUCAGAGCCACGCCCUACAGGUCAGAGCCACACCCCACAGGUCAGAGCCACGCCCUACAGGUCAGAGCCACACCCCACAGGUCAGAGCCACGCCCUACAGGUCAGAGCCACGCCCUACAGGUCAGAGCCACGCCCUACAGGUCAGAGCCACGCCCUACAGGUCAGAGCCACACCCCACAGGUCAGAGCCACGCCCUACAGGUCAGAGCCACGCCCUACAGGUCAGAGCCACGCCCUACAGGUCAGAGCCACACCCUACAGGUCAGAGCCACGCCCUACAGGGACGAUAAGAAAGACGCUCUGAAGUUCUACACAGACCCGUCGUAUUUCUUUAACCUAUGGAAAGAGAAGAUGCUGCAGGCGACGGAGGACAAGCGCAAAGAGAAGAGGCGUCAGAAGGGCUGCCCGGCACACCCCGGCAGACCCCAGUCCAGACAGGCCCCGCCCCGGAGCCCCCUGUCCUUCAGCGAGCAGCAGAAACAAGUGGAGGAGCCGGGGAGAGAGGUGAAGAAGGUGCGGAAGGCUCGGAACCGGCGUCAGGAGUGGAACGUUCUGGCCUACGACAAAGAGUUCAGACCCGACGCUCGCCUGACGCCCUCCCCCUACCACGGAAUGUCCUCAGAGGGGUCCCUGAGCCCCGACCACAGCCCUAGUCACUCGUCCCAGACCGCCCCAGACCUCGGCCACAUGGGGGCGCCGCAGACCCAGAGCCUGGACCGAGUCCUCAGGCCGAGCACGCAGCCCGCUCCUACAGCGGCGGCGGCGGCGGCAGCAGGACGCCACGCUGCUUCUCUGGGACGCACCCCCUCUGCCCACGGAGCUCCAGGGGACGCCAUGGUCAACGGCCCCAGACAGCAGAGCGUCAAGGACUACAGGGCUCACGGCGGUCAGCCGUCCACCAUCCCGGAGUACUACAUCCCCCCCGCCCCUCCCCCGCCUCCCCCCUCCAUGCCCUGCGCUCAGUACGACCCCUCUGUGGCUCCGCCCUCCGCCGCCUCGGUCCCGCCCACUUCCUCCGCUCUCUCCCGCCCUUACUCCCCCUCCCCUCCCCCUCCACCUGCGCACUACACCCCGUCCCCCGCACACCCGCCCUCAGGAGCCCCGCCUGCCGCCCCUCCUCCCCCUCCCCCGGGGGCUCCGCUCGCUCACCCCUCCCCCACCCACGCACUGCAGGCGGACGCGGCCCCAGCCCAGAGGAAGUGCACCGUGAUGGGAAUGAUCCCCAUCAGCGACGCACGCUCAGACCUGCUCGCCGCCAUCCGCAGAGGGAUCCAGCUGAGGAAGGUGCAGGAGCAGCGCGAGCAGGAGGCCAAGCGCGAGCCCGUGGGGAACGACGUGGCCACCAUCUUGUCUCGCCGCAUCGCCGUGGAGUACAGCGAAUCAGACGACGACUCGGAGCUCGAUGACAACGAGUGGUCCGACUGA
This is a messenger RNA of Knipowitschia caucasica, 3426 nucleotides long. NCBI's taxonomy places the organism in Eukaryota, Metazoa, Chordata, Actinopteri, Gobiiformes, Gobiidae. The record is from the annotation of a GenBank genome assembly.